Molecule: messenger RNA, 5580 nt
Organism: Apiotrichum porosum
Lineage: Eukaryota; Fungi; Basidiomycota; Tremellomycetes; Trichosporonales; Trichosporonaceae
Exons: 3
Coding region: 1-5580 (1859 amino acids)
Biological process (GO): regulation of ARF protein signal transduction
Molecular function (GO): guanyl-nucleotide exchange factor activity
Source: RefSeq, a predicted model, not a curated record
AUGUUAGGGCCGCCAAAGGCAACGAUGGCUGUGCCGUCGACACCCAGUCGCAAAGACCGUAGAAAGUCUUGGUUUGGCUUUUCGACACCGACACGAAAGGACAAGGGCGCGUCCGUCGCUCCUCGAACGAGCCAGCUGCCAGAACCUGCCGAGGACGCCUUGGAAGAACUAGACACCACCCCGACGCGCAAAUCCAGCGAGCCUCCUCGUGGCGGUUGGCUUCUCGAUCCCGACGACAGCGACAGCGGUCCAUAUGGCACGAUCAAGCGGCGAAGGCCGCCGCUCCUCGUCGACCAGUCUGCCGGAACACCAGGAGGGUUCCGCCAGCAGAAUGCCGACGCGCUGGCCAAGCUGUCCGGCGGCGAGUCUCCAGUCGCUGCCAAGCCUAAACCAAAGUUGUCUGCACGCAUCUUCUCCCGCACCGCCAGCGAGCGCUCCACCCCCAUCCCCGACACCUCCUCCCCUACCCUCGCCAGUCUGGCCCCGGCCACCAAGGUCUCGCGAAGACACACUACCCUUGCCGCCGACCUCGAAGGCGACGUGGACCUAAUCGACUUGCCUGCAAAUGACCAAGGAGGCUCGCCGAUGAACAAACCUCUCCCAUCGAUUCCCCUCCAUGACGAAGCUCUGCCGCCCCGCUCCGUGUCACUGCCACCACCAGAUGCUGUCGCGCCCCGUGGCGGUGUGCUCCCGGCGCAGUUUCCAAUUCCACCGACAGACAUUGUGAUCACCCCAUCAAGUCCGCUCGAUAAGGACCCAUUCGCCGAUGUGUUCGGCGCGCUCAACAGCCCAACACGGUCGACGUCAUCAGCACCAGUGUCCAGGCAGCCCUCGGUGGCGCGCACGGCGCGGGCCACGUCCCAGCCCCGCCAGUCGUCCCCGACGCCCAAGAGCCGCGCCAAUGGAACCACCCCCACCUCAGCGGCGGCGGCGGCGGCAGCGGGGGGCUCUGCUGGGAUCGGCCUGGGGCUGCCAGAGACGAACACUCGGCGCAUCUCUGCUCCCCCAGGCGUGAUGCUGCCAACCAAAAUAUCCGUGUCGUCGCCGCUGCCCAUGCGCACUGGCAGUGUAGGCCCAAAAGUGACGUUUAACCCGGCUGCGGACGACGCGUCCCACGACUACGACAACAAGGAGCUGCCGAAAGUCAAGGCCCCACGACCGCGUAGCUUCUCGGCCAUGCUGGGCCGCUCGCCACUGCUCAACCUCGGUGACCAGACCGAUGACGAGGACACGGGCGGCAGCUCAAAGUUCAACUGGCUCGGCGUGCGCAAGACUAUCCGUCGCCGCCGCUCAGAAUCCAAACUGAACAAGCGCCGCAGCUUUGCCAGCGGGUUCAUGUCCCAGAACGAGGAUUCCAACGACAAGGACAGCAUUCACAGCAACAACACGUUGACGACGCCGAGCAUAACCACGAGCAGCACGAACGAGCAGCGCUCCGGAUCGAACACGACGGCGCGGCCGAUGGCCAUUCCGGGCUCCCUGCAACGGGAACGGGCGCCGCUGGUCAAUGGCGGCGGAGGCAGCACGACGUCAUCAUCGACCGCAUCGUCAUUGCCGUUGUACAUUUUGCCGGCUGUCACGGUGGAGAAUGAGGCAUUCUGGCCACCACAUGGCGGUUUUGUCGAGUCACCUGCAGAGGAAAAGGAGGAGAUGGUGUUGGAGACUGGCUCGCGCGAGUCGCUCACCACACGGACUCGCCGCCAGGACGCAUCGCGUACUUCAUCCAUCGCCUCCACUCCUUUGGAAUCACUACCAGAGGGCAGCCCUGCGCCCGCUAUCCCCCCGAUUGCAGAGGACUCGCUCGAGCCCCCAGCUAGCGUUGCGGCCCGCGCAGUGCGAGGACGGUCGUUUUCAGAUGCUGCGCGGAGAACGUAUGUUCCUCCUGUCGACGAGGGUCCACCGUCGCUGUCUUCGUCUCCCCGCUCCCCCUUCCUCAGCACGCUGCCCGUCGAAUCGUCGCCAAAGAGCUCCGGCAUCUUCCGUCCAGCAAUGUCAAGCCGGUCCAGCUCUAGCAGUUCGGCCGUGCUGGGCAAGGUGCGCAGUGUGUUUGGCAGCCGCCCACGGAGCAACAGCACGCUGCGAUACGGGUACGGCGGCUCGGUGUCGGCUGACGAGAGGGAGGAUGUGAGGUCGGACACACCGCAUACGCGCCCCGAGUCGUCUGCCUCGGCUGCGUCGUCGUUUGUGCCGUCGCCUGCACUCCCGCCGGUACGGAUCCGCCCCGAGGACGUCCCGCAAGUGUCGCAGCUGCAGCUGCAGAUUGGCAGCGAGGACGAUCGACGAGUGGUCAUUACCGAGACGCCAGAGCGGUCACCGCGGUCGUCGUACGCGGCCUCUGUAGGGUCGCAGACCCAGACCCAGGCCACUCGGCGCUCCAUCACCGCCCUCGACCCGUAUUUGCAAGCGGGAAGCGUCCGCAACGCACGAGCUCGUGCCAGCACCAUUUCAUCUGGCGCAAUCUCCUGGCAGGGUACGUUCGGUGGCGCUGGCCAAAUGACCAACCACCCCAACCACUCGACCACCGGUACGUUUGGCCAUGGGUCGGUCCACGGCGGCGGCGGCGGAGCCCACUCGAUCCACGGUCAAUCAACGUACAGCAGCUCGGCCACGUACCUCCCGGCGCCUUCCUCGCCGCUCACCUUCCCCACGUCCGCCACUCCCACCCGUACACGGUCCGGCUCGAUCAGGCGGCUGUCAAAGGCCAUCCUCAGCGCGAGCCCGUCGUCGCCCAAACCCCCGUCAUCUGGUGGCGGCCUGUUCCCUCUCCCGCCACGGUCUCAGUCGUCGGGGACACUGUCCGUCUACGCCGCCGCGGGGCCGAGCGAGGAGCUCAGUCCUGCCCCCAGCUCGGUGCCCAGCAGUGGCGCCCACACCAACGGUGCGCUCACGCCCAAGGAGCGCGCGGCAGCCGACAAGGCAAGAGACAAAGAGGCCAUGUCGAUCCGCGCCGACGACACGCCUGAAGCGUGGGUCGACCGCUUAUCCGUGGUCAGCAGGCGCGAACUGGCCGGCGUGCUCGCCGAGAGCUCGGACAAGUUCCACAUGGACGCGCUGCAGACAUACAUGACGCGCUUCGACUUCCACCACAUUGCCCUCGACGUCGCCCUCCGCCGGCUGCUGAUGGACAUGUCGCUGCCCAAGGAGACGCAGCAGAUUGACCGCGUCAUGGAGGCGUUUGCGUCGCGCUAUGACGCGUGCGAGCCGGGACUGUUUGGUGAAAAGGACAAUGCCUAUGUGCUUGCAUUCUCGAUGAUGAUGUUGCAUACGGACGCUUUCAACCGGCACAACAAGAACAAGAUGAACAAGGCCGACUAUGUCAAGAAUACCCGUCUGGACGGUGUCCCCGAGGCUGUUCUCGAGACGUUUUACGACAACAUUACGUUUACGCCGUUUGUGUUUAUUGAAGACGACAACGAAGCCGUCCUGGCCAACAUGGGCGCAUCGUCCAACCCGCUGGGCGCGGUCCGCCCAGGCAAGAUUGACGUGUACGACAUGAUCGUCAGCGGGCAGCUGAGCACGCUGCGCGUCAACGUCGAGUCCAUGGUCCCAGCCGAGAGCCCCUUUUCGUGUAUGGGCACGCGACCGUUCCUCGACGUCGACAGUCUGCAGCGCCGGUUCGCUGACGCGCACCCGCUCAAAUUCGUCAAGAACCGUCUGCGCCGCAAGCAGUCGCUCACGUCGUUUGGCAGCCGCCCGGCGUCCACCGAGCCGGGCAAGGCGCCCGGCCACGGCGCGUCAGACGACCUGCAGACGCUCAACAUUACCAAGGUCGGCCUGAUUAGCCGCAAGGACGACUCGAUCGUCAACGGCAAGCGCGUCACGGGCAAGAAAUGGAAGAGCUGGAGCGUCAUCCUCACGGGUUCCCAGCUGCUCUUCUUCAAGGACACGAUCUGGGCCCUCACGCUCGUGGAGCAGAUCCGCAGCGCGGGCAAAAAGGAGAUCCAGCACAUGGCCAGCUUCCAGCCCGACGAGGUGCUCUCGGUCAAGGACUGCGUGGCGGUCUGGGACCGCGAGUACACGGCUACGUUGAACACGUUCAGCUUUAUGAUGUCCCACGGCCGCCAGUUCCUCAUGCAGGCGACGGACGAGUACGAGAUGAACGACUGGGUCGCGCUCAUCAACUAUGCGAGCACGUUCAAGUCGGCCGGGAUCCGCAUGCGCGCGCAGGCAAUCGACAGCGGCGAGGCUGUCAUGGCCGGCGCGGCGGCGGCCGAGUCGCACAAGCGCGACUUGGAGUCGGGCGAGGGUGGUGCAGCAGGUGCAGGUGCUGGUGCUGCAGUCGCUACCCCCGUGGCAGCGGCUUUUGCUACUACUACUACUACCUCUGCUGGUGCCAGUACCAUUACCCGGACAUCUGAAAACUCGCAGACGCGCGCGGUGCUCUUUGCCGACGCUGUGACUGUGGACGAUGCCCCUGCCCGCCCGAGGUUACGCCGCGUCGGCAGCAUGCGCGCGACACCGACGGCCGUGGUGGACAUUGUCGGCGCCAACAGCACGGUCGUGGACGGUGGCGAGCAGCUCGAGGCGGUUAUCGGAUCCGUCAAGGCUGAGCUCGCUGCCGGUCGCGGCGGCGCGACGCGUACAAUGUCGUUGCCACCCGACGCCGACGUCAUCCACAAGUCACUCCGUACCGAAGCCAUCGGCGGGCAAGUCAAGGUCCUCAAGGAGUCUGCCGCGCCGAUCGAGAGACGCCUCGCUGCCAACCUCCGCCUGGCGCGCAACCUCGCCAUCCUCACGCCGUUCCAAAAGGCCACGCGCGACCGCAUCGAGCUGUGUAUCCCCGAGCUGGCCAGGCAGAUCCGCGACGACCGCGUCGAGCUCUCCAAGCUGCACCUGUGGCUCACCAUGCUGCUCAAGGACCAGGACAGGGACCAGCGCGAGUGGGCGCGCGUGCGGCACGUCGCGCUGCAGGCCGCGGCCAAGAGCCUGCGCGGUGGCCUUGGCCUCGGGCCGGCGGACAGGCGCGCGACUCUCGCACACCCCAUCGCCAUCCCCACGCUCGCCCUGCCCGACCACGACCCGUGGGUCGUUGACAAGUCGCCCAACUUUAGCCCGGCCAUCACCCCGCUCGGUGUCAGCCCGGCCUCGGGCAACAGUCCGCUGGGCACGUCACCGGCACCUGGCGUGGGCGUGGACGUAGACGCCGACGCCGACGCAGCCGCGGGUGCAGACGCAGACCCGCGCAGCCCGCCGGCCAUCUCGACGUACGCGUCGCCGCCCACGUCGCCCCGCCGCCCGAGCGACGACGAGUCGCGGCAUAACCGCACCUCGUCCGAAUCCGACUAUGAGCUCGCGCGGGAGUACCUCUCGGGCUCGUCGCUGUCGCUGCCUGACGAGGUCGACAAGAUGUUCUCGUCGCCCGAGAUGGUGCCCGGCAAGCUGGACGAGGAGGUCGAGAAGGAGAAGAGCGGCCACGUGGAUGUGACGACAGCGGCCAAGGACGAGGCCGAGGACUGGCGCAAGACGCGCGCAGCGACCAAGGUGUCCCUUGCCAAACUGCCUGCAGGCAAGAUUGGCGUGCUGCACAAGCGCGUGGCGAGUGGCGGCGGUGCGCGCGCCGGGCUCGGUGGGCUUGUGUGA